Molecule: messenger RNA, 1427 nt
Organism: Aspergillus caelatus
Lineage: Eukaryota; Fungi; Ascomycota; Eurotiomycetes; Eurotiales; Aspergillaceae
Product: NAD(P)/FAD-dependent oxidoreductase
Exons: 1
Coding region: 213-1427 (404 amino acids)
Biological process (GO): aerobic electron transport chain
Molecular function (GO): NAD(P)H dehydrogenase (quinone) activity
Source: RefSeq, a predicted model, not a curated record
CAACAUAGCGAGAUGCCGAACAUUCCGUUCCUACUCAGUGUCUCCAUCGGACCGUGGCUUCGGCAGUCCUAUAUAAGGACCUCGAUGGCCAUGGUCAAAAUUCACUCCCAUUGUCAAACGCUCAUAGAGCCUCGAAGCGUGCUAUAUCUUAAUACCUUGAACACCUGUUAUCCCUUUACCAAAGUUUCGGUCAAGUCCACCAAGAGUUCAAGAUGCAGAGGAUAGUUGUUGUCGGGACCGGUUUUGCUGGAAUGUGGAGUGCCCUUGCUGCCAUGCGGUUGAUUGACCGACACGGAGGGAAAGCUGCCGGCAUUGAAGUCACUGUCGUUUCACCAGAGCCAAGACUAGUUAUGCGUCCUCGCUUGUAUGAAUCAGGCGCGAAAAACAUGAGUGCUGCACUUGAUGAUCUCUUCCGUGUUGCAGACAUCCAGUUUGUCAAAGGCACAGUUGAGACCAUUUGCGUCCCGGAACGCCUGGUGAAGGUUGUGGACCAGGCUGAAGCGUGCUCGGCUCUCUCCUAUGACCGGCUCAUCCUGGCAGCUGGCAGCCGCUUGAGACGUCCAAAUAUCCCCGGGCUUCGUGAGCACUCAUUCAGCAUCGACCAACUUGGGGAGGCGGCAGAGUUUGAGGCUCAUUUGCAGAGUCUAGCAUCCCUUCCUCCUAGCUCCGCUCGCAAUACGGUUGUCGUUGGAGGCGGCGGUUUCACGGGUAUCGAGAUCGCAGCCGAGCUUCCCAAUCGCUUACGUUCGAUUCUCGGUCAGGAUGUGGAAGUGCGCGUCGUCAUUGUCGAACAGGCUACUGAAAUAGGCCCCGAACUGGGGGCCAACCCACGACCAGUCAUCGUCCAAGCCCUCGCAGAGCAAGGAGUGGAAACAAAGCUUGGAGCAGCAGUUAAGUCAGUGGACGACAAAGGCGUGGUGACUACCAGUGGCGAGCGCAUCGAGUCCCUCACGGUUCUCUGGACGGCUGGCCUAGAAGCAACCCCAUUGACCCAGCAGAUACCAGGCCUGAAAGACAAAUGCGGCCGUCUCCACGUCGAUGCAGAUCUGCGUGUCGCAUCCGCGAAGGAUAUCUUCGUGGCAGGCGAUGCAGCCUUGGCCGAAACAGAUGGCGACGGCCACUAUGCAAUGAUGUCCUGUCAGCAUGCCACGUCUCUUGGCCGUUUUGCCGGGCACAAUGCUGCUGCGGAUCUGCUGAAAGUUGCGACUAAGCCGUAUUCUCAACCUACUUAUGGAACGUGCCUUGAUUUGGGCCCAUGGGGGGCAGUUGUCACUGAGGGUUGGGAUCGCACGGUCAGGUUCAAAGCAUCCGUGGCUAAACCGAUCAAGAAAAACAUCAAUCGCGUGGUGAUAUAUCCACCUACUGCGAACCGUGCGGAGGCGUUUGCUGCUGCUGACCCCGACAGCCCUGGUCCUACUUUGACUUGA